AUGACUGUUUUGUUUAAGCUUUCCUUGAAAUCUUUGGCCUUUGAUGCGUUGAUUACACCAGACAAGGAAAGUGGCUUAAGCCGCCUGCAAUCAGCUUGUAUCGAAGGAGAUGUGGAAACUUUUACGGCGAUCCAGAGUAACAGUCCCAGCAAACUGGACAGUUUUGUAGCUCUGAAUGUCAAGAUCAGAGCCAACUCGUUAUAUUUUCCUAGUAAAUCCGUGUGGGCCGUGUUGAUAUUACAGCAGUCCCCAAGACAUAGGCAGAUCUUCACGCGUGUCGAAACAAUCUGUCAGGAGUUUCACUCUCAGUCCCUGCUUCACUUGACUGCAAGGGAAGGACAGGUUCAUCACCUUCGAAGACUGUUGGAUUGCGGCGCGCUUGUUGAUGGUUUGGAGAAUGAUUGGGAUGAACCACAGCAGACACCUCUUAUGUUGGCUGCCAAAUUUAAUGACGAGGAGGUUGUAGAAUUUCUUAUCGAAAGAGGUGCCUCUCUAGAAAUGCGAGAUGAUCAGGAUCGCACUCCAUUUCAUUAUGCUGCUGAAGGUGGAAAAGUGAGAAAUCUUUUACGACUGAUCGAGCAUGGUGUUGAUGUUUUGCAAAAGGAUGAACAUGGUUACUCAGCUUUACAUUUGGCUGCUUCAAACGGCCAUACAAAUUCCGUUCGGCUGCUCAUCGAACAUGGUGCUGACGUCAAUGAAUUUACGAGUUCCUUAGAUGAGCCUGGGUACACUCCUCUCAUGUUAGCUGCUGAAAAGGGAAACCUGCAAACUGUUCAGGUUUUGCUACAAAAUGCAGGAGACCCACACAGAGGAAAUGAAAUGGCAUGGUUGCCAUUGCAUUUUGCCGCUAAAGGAGACCAUACAGAAAUGGUUAAAUUCCUUCUUGAACAUGAUGGAAAUGUGUUAGCUGCGACGGCCUGCGGGAAAACCGUCCUUCACCUGGCCACAAGGUUAGAUCUGGUAAUGAUUCUUGUCUAUCGUGGAGCUAACAUCCAAGCUAAAGAUAUCCUCGGAAGAACGCCGUUGCAUGUGGCUGCUGAAAAGGGACAAAGCGACACAGUGAAUUAUCUUCUAGACCAUGGUGCUGAUGUUAACUCUAGAGACAGGAAUGGAUUGUUGGCCCUGUACUGUGCCCUAAAAGGAGGUCAUGCUACCACAGCUAAGUUUCUGAUGGACAGAGGCAGCGAAUCCUUGCUUUCAAAUGAUCCAAACCUAUUGGGGUCUUAUGAAGCUGACUUGUUACAAUCCUCUGCCAGAGAGGGUUUAGUAGAUAUUGUAGAAUUCCUUUUAAACAGUGGUGUAUAUGUGGAUGCCGUCCCUAGCAACGGUGAUUCCUUGCUGACUCCUCUUGAGGAAGCGGCAAGCACUGGACAUUGUGAUGUGGUGACUAUACUCCUAGAACAAGGAGCCGACAUUAAUGGGAAUGUUAGCUCCAGAAGAGAACGUCUACGAGAAAGGCAAAUAGAGUCGUUCUCAUGGGAGGAUAGAUACUACUUGGAGAACAUAUGUCCCUUAUUUGCCGCCCUGCACGCAGGCCAAGGUGAAGUGGCUAAACUUCUAUUGGAGCGUGGAGCUAAUAUUUCAAACUUAAAAUGUGGUUCACUCCAAGCUUUAAGCGAUCUUGCUGCUGAGCAUGGUCUUUUCGAUGUUCUUAAAUUACUUGAUAAUUACGCACUCGACGACAUGGAAGGUUACCGUUUAAAAGGUGGAGAUACGAUUUUAACGUCGGCUGUAGGUCGCAUGGAUUUUCCGUUAGUUUCUCACCUUCUGCAAAACGGCAUGGAUGUAAAUAAAAAGAAUGAAUUUGGAAAUACGGCCCUCCAUAUCAUUUUCCUCAGAGGAAUGCAAGAUAAAAAGCCUCAAAAGGCUAUGGAAAUGUUUAAGCUUCUUGUUUCUUUUGGUGCAGAUAUUAACGCCAUUAACAACACAUUUGAAACACCACUGCAUUAUGCAGUAGAUUUUGAAGCAGAGGAAUGUAUUAGCCUUCUACUUGAACUCGACUGUAAAAUAGACUUUGAAGUCCCCCUCAAAGAGUCUCCACUUAUUCUUGCAACCUUGAAAGGGAAAUGCAAACUUGUUGAAGAGUUGCUUCAGUGCGGUGCAGACGUCAACCAAAAAUGCGGUAGAGAUGAACAAACACCGUUACAUGCCGUCGUAAAAAGCUUCAAUCGCCCUGCACUUGCGCAGAUUAUGUUACUACAUGGUGCUGAUUUGGAAACUAAAGACUUUGUAGAAGAAACACCUCUCACUAAAGCAUUAGAGAUGGUAGACGAGGAACUGGUUGAAGUGUUUUUGAACUGGGGUAGCACUGUUAAUACAAUAAACAAAUUUGGUGAAACUACCCUUAUGAAGGCCGUAGAACAUCCUAAAGUAUGGAUCGUGAAGACUUUACUAGAACAUGGAGCCUCAGUUAAUGCAACCGACCAGCGCGGAAGAUCGCCUCUUCAUCAUAUGGCUUCACACGCUGUGGAAGUCUGCAAGCUUCUUCUAGAUAAUGGCUCUUGCGUCAAUAUUACUGAUGACGACGGAGAAACACCUUUACAUCAAGCAACGUAUGAUCCACAAAUCGUGAAGAUACUCCUUGAUCAUACUGCGGACGUGAGAGCUCUAGACAAAAAAAAUCUUACUCCUCUGCAUGCAGCUUCUUACGAAGGUGUUUGUAGAUCUGUUGAGCUGCUGAUUCAAAGUGGUGCUGAUCUAAACGCUGCUGAUAAUCAAGGCUGGACGCCUUUACACAUUGCAGCUGCCGCUGGAAGAUUGGAUACUGUUAGGGUUUUGAUUCAGAAUGGAAGUGAUAUCGCAGCUGUCGUGAAAACUGGUAGAACUGCUCUUCAUCUAGCAGGAAAACGUGGCAGGCGAUCAGUUGUUGAAUUGUUGAUUAAUCAUGGAAGUGACAUAAACUCAAAAGAUUACAGGGGGCAUUCAAUUCUUGGCGCGAUGUUUAAAUGCAGAAGCUCAGAAAUGUUGGACUACGGUAACUGGGACAUUGUAAAGUACUAUCUAGAACACGGCGGUGACAAGUUCGCUGUCGAUGGCGAGACUGGUCGAACAACUCUUCACUUUGCUGCAAGCCAUCAGUUUCUUUCUACUGUUGACGAACUGUUGGACCAGCAAUUGGCACUCGAGGCGAGAGACAAGAACGGAGAAACUCCUUUACACAGGGCAGUUGCAAGUGGAACCGACGAAAUUAUAAAACAUCUCGUGGACAGAGGAGCUGAUGUACGUGCUGUUAACAAAAGAGGGCAGACACCUUUACUUGUUAGUUUAGCCCGUCAUAGGAGUAAUCUUUUACUUAAACACAAACCAAACGUGCAACAAGCAGAUGGUGAUGGUAACACACCCCUUCACCUUGCUAUAUACAAUCCAAGAAAUGCACAAGAAACUUUUUAUGAUCCGUUGCCUUUUUCUACAGACGAUGUAAGCUUUCUGUUAAAAGCGGGUGCCGAUAUUCAUUCCCGAGAUAAGCAAGGAAACACCCCACUUCAUGUUGCAGCCGCGGAAGAUAGAUAUGAGAUUGCAGAACUGCUUAUCAAGGAAGGCAGCAAAGUUAACUCAACGAACGUACGUGGACAAACGUGCCUGCACAUGGCGAGUUAUUCUGGUGCGCUUGAUAUUGUGGAGAUGCUCGUUGCUUAUGGAGCAGAUUUGAAUGUUGUUGAUGAACUGGGAUGUACACCUCUUCACGUUGCAUUGACCUCUCAUCGCUUUUGGCUUGUAGAGCCUCUUUUGAAUCAUGGUAGUAAUCCUAAAGCAGUGGAUUAUAAAGGUUCCACUCCUCUCCACGUGGGCUGCUGUUAUGACGAUGACAAUGACGAGUUGAUGGAAGUCGCUACCAAUGAGGGCUACUGUUUUGUUUCAACAGAUGAGUGGGUGUCAUUGAUGAUCAAUUAUGAAAGGUAA
This is a messenger RNA of Porites evermanni, 3900 nucleotides long. NCBI's taxonomy places the organism in Eukaryota, Metazoa, Cnidaria, Anthozoa, Scleractinia, Poritidae. The record is from the annotation of a GenBank genome assembly.